CCGACAGACAAAUCUAAAGCUCCAGCUUCUUUCAAUGCAACAUUUCUGACAACCAAUAUCCAUCCUUCCAUCACCAUCAAAAACUGAAAAUGAGUGACCCUCCAGGUUAUGACCAAGAUCUACUGAAUCGACUUAAUGCUUUGAAGAAAACCAACAUUCAGCUCGAUGCAUCUACUACGUAAGCCGGCAAUCAAUAUAGCCUUGUUGUCACAUGCUGAGUCCUUAGUCGCACACCACUAAAUGUUCUUGCAAAGGAGCCAACACCUGAAACAGGCCUAUCCGAAAGACUUCGAAGUCUACGAAAUGGGACUCCAUCAAGAUCUUGUGCUUCUAAAGCUCCCGUGCCCGUCAGCACCCCAUCGCCUCCACGGCAAUCCAAAUUCUACAAUGAAACCGCCGCGCUGGAUGCCACUCACCUGUUUUCAAAUGAUGCCCACGAUGACAAAUCUUUAGACGAACUUCUAGCAGAAUUAGGCUCCGGAUCCGAGUGGCUUGACCCCGAUGAUCCAAAUGAUAUCCAAAAGCUCCUUGAUGAAGCCAAGAAAGCUUUACCCGGUGGCGAUGAUGUCGCUGCAGAAGAAACAACAUCAAAAGAGGCUUCGGAGGAGAAUACCCGGAAAGGUAAUAUCUUAACAACCAGUCUUGAUAUGUCUGUAUUUACCCUAGACGACCAGGAACAUGAAGAUCCUGGUAGUCAUCACAUCGAAGGUUUGGAGACCGAAUCACGUGAAGUGCAGGAUAUUGUUGCGAGGUUGUUGGAUGAGGUUAAUCUCGAGAGAGGGGAUGAGGACGAAGCUCAAGAAGAGCAGGAUCGGGGAGCGAGAGCUUGUGAUUUCGGUAAGGAUAAGGAUAAGGAUAGGUCAUUCUCGUCGUUUUUAAAAUACCAUCAAAAUGAUGAUGAAGAAAUGUCAGCCUUUACACUUCCUUUCGCACCAUCUACACUCCCGGAACCGAGUCGAAAAUCUAUUGAUUUCGAAGAGGAUAUUACGGCGAGAUUAGCUGCGCUUACGGGUCUUUCCAGCUCUACUAGUGAUCCCCUCGGUUUACCUUCAGCACCAACUACUAAACCCGUUGAGAAACUAGCGAAGCCCUCGAAAGGAGCACCGGAAUCGAAAGGCGGACUAAAAAAAUACACAGAUGAGGAAAUGGAUACGUGGUGUAUUAUCUGUCAGGAUGAUGCGACGGUGCAAUGUGUAGGUUGCGAGGGAGAUUUGUAUUGUGCGAGGUGUUGGAAGGAGGGGCAUAUGGGGGUUGAUGCGGGAUGGGAGUUUAAGAGACAUCAGUGGAGGAAAUGGGAGAGGUCUGGUUAGGUGGGAGGUUUGCGGGAGGGGUGGAAGGUGGUUGGUUGUGUUUUUGAGUGUGUUUUGUAUUCUUGGGAGGCCGGGGAUGGGUUGGGGAUUUUCUUGAGUGAUAGAUGGUUUAGAUGAUGGUAUGAUAGGUUAUUGUCGCUGAUUUUGGAUAUAUUACUGGUCAGUGCGACAUAAGUCUACCUAUUAAAACAUAUCAUACGAUAUACCAUCCCAUCCCAUCCCAUCCCAUCCAACAUUAGCUA
Sclerotinia trifoliorum is the source of this 1552-nucleotide messenger RNA. The record is from the annotation of a GenBank genome assembly. NCBI's taxonomy places the organism in Eukaryota, Fungi, Ascomycota, Leotiomycetes, Helotiales, Sclerotiniaceae.